CUACGGGCCUCAACAACGCUAGCCCAUUAACCAACCUCCUCCUCCAAAUACUCACCCCCAUCUCCAAUCUCAGCGGUGACCGCACCUCCUAAAAGUCCCAAUACUCCACAAAAAACCCCUAAAACCUCUAAAACCCCAAUCCAUGGCGGCGGUGACCAGACGCAGCAUCACCUCCCUCCUCUCUCGAUCUCUCCUCUCAUCCCCCUCCCUAAGAAACCCCCGCGUCGGCGUCGCCACCCUCAACCGCGUCGGAAUCGCGCUUCCGUCGGCGGUUCCGGCGAGGUUCAAGACGACGUCGGGUUCGGGUUACUCUCCGCUGAAUGAUUCGUCGCCAAACUGGAGCAAUCGCCCGCCGAAGGACACGAUCAUGCUCGAUGGCUGCGAUUACGAGCACUGGUUGAUUGUUUUGGAGUUUGAUCAAGAUAAGAAGCUAUCGGAGGAGGAGAUGGUUGAUGCUUAUGUCAAAACCCUAGCGAAGGUUGUUGGGAGUGAAGAGGAAGCAAAAAAGAAGAUCUACUCAGUGUGUACCACAACAUACACAGGGUUUGGUGCGCUGAUAUCUGAGGAGCUGUCUUAUAAAGUUAAAGGAUUACCUGGUGUUCUUUGGGUGUUACCUGAUUCUUAUCUGGAUGUUCCCAACAAGGAUUACGGAGGGGAUCUUUUUAUAGAUGGAAAGGUCAUCCACAGGCCACAGUUCCGUUUUAGUGAAAGGCAGCAAACUAGGACUCGACCCCGCCCUCGUUAUGACAGGCGUAGGGAAACUAUGCAAGUUGAAAGAAGGGAACCAGCACAAAGGGGCUCAUGGACACAGGAUAACCAACCAGUUCCCGACGAAAAGCCUGAGAACUGAGAGCAAGUACUUCAUCUUCCAUUGGAGAAUCCAGCAGGUACAGGGUGUUCAGGGGAUGCUUUCUUAGUUGGAAUUUGGAAAGCAGGAAUCUAAAUCUUUGGAAGCAGUUCUGGUCCUUCUGGGUGGAUUUGAUCAUCAUUUUAAGUUAGUAAACCCCUGAUUAUCACUUAGAAUUUUCUGUACUCUGUUUCUUACAGUGCCGCCAUGUAAUUAGAGAACAAAUGUUGCUAUUGGAUAACUAUUUGACUUUUGAGCUUGAUUGAGAUUAGCAAUAAUCUCUAUAUAAAUUACGAGUUGGCGGUUGAUCUAA
This is a messenger RNA of Asparagus officinalis (garden asparagus), 1160 nucleotides long. RefSeq names its product multiple organellar RNA editing factor 3, mitochondrial-like. Bases 143 to 850 code for a protein of 235 amino acids. NCBI's taxonomy places the organism in Eukaryota, Viridiplantae, Streptophyta, Magnoliopsida, Asparagales, Asparagaceae. The record is from RefSeq and is a predicted model, not a curated record. Gene Ontology annotation, cellular component: mitochondrion. Gene Ontology annotation, biological process: mitochondrial mRNA modification; cytidine to uridine editing. The transcript has 5 exons.